Molecule: messenger RNA, 423 nt
Organism: Microsporum canis CBS 113480
Lineage: Eukaryota; Fungi; Ascomycota; Eurotiomycetes; Onygenales; Arthrodermataceae
Exons: 4
Coding region: 1-423 (140 amino acids)
Source: RefSeq, a predicted model, not a curated record
AUGGUCAAGCAGUCCAUCGGGUUGAGUAUCAAAAGAAAAGAUGUGUUUCAGCAAAAUAUCCACCAGCGAACUAGUUCAAACACGCAAGAGGGCCACGGACGUUCUUACGAUGAUAAAGAUAGUGGUGAUGAAUGCCCUGAAGCACGAGCCAAUCGGGUGUAUGGUGAAAAAGAUAAAGCCGAUCGAGGGAUGAGCCGAACUGAGCAUGCAAAGAGUUUACCUUUAUACCCUGGUGACCACAAUUCGAACAUUUUCUUAAAUCUCUAUGGUCAUUACGAUCAUGUCACCCAACUUGUUGAGGCUCAAGUAUUCCUCUACGUACCCACCAAUCUGUAUCUAAUGAUUGACGUCACCAAGUCCCGCGCUGAUCGAUGGAUUCCCCAAGGAAAUCCUCCAUCUAUUAUUGCAGAUAUUCUCAUUUGA